CUUUCUUUUCUUUGCCAAUAAUAAGGAUGAAAAUUCCGCGAGAAAAACGCUGCAGAGUGGGGCCACUUUCCAACCUAACUCCCCAUGCCCGCCAGCCACGGCAGCCAGUCAAUUCGCAUAAAGAAGUGCCCUUUUUGGAAUUUGUUCAUCUCCCUUUUGCUGCUUUAAAAUGUGAUCUUUCGAGAUGGAGCUGUUCUUUGCAAUACUAAUAUCAGCGUGCCUGUGGUCCUUUGUGUCGCCCGAUCCCCAAGGAGAAGCACUGUAUGAAUUGAAGGUAUCGCUAAAUGCAUCAAAUAAUCAGCUUCCUAAUUGGGACCGAAAUCAAGUUGACCCAUGUACUUGGUUCAAAAUUAGAUGUGAUGAAAAUAAAGAUGUCACCAUGGUAUUAUUGUCUAAUAUGGGGUUUUCGGGCACUUUAUCUCCACAAUUAGGGGUUUUAAAGAAGCUUACUACACUUUCCUUGCAAGGAAACGGAAUAACUGGUACGAUUCCUGAUGAAUUAGGAAAUUUGACGAGCUUGACAAUGCUAAACCUGGAAAGUAACCGCUUAUCUGGAGAAAUACCGCCUUCUCUUGGCAAUCUGAAGAGUCUACAGUCCUUGUUCUUGAGUCAGAACAAUCUUACCGGAACAAUCCCUCAAUCGCUUUCAAGCCUUUCAGGCUUAGUUAAUCUACAACUUGACUCAAAUGGUCUUACUGGCCAAAUACCCGAGAGUUUGUUUCAAGUCCCCAAAUACAAUUUUACCGGUAACCAUUUAAACUGUGGCUUCAAUUUGAGUCAUCAUUGUGAACCUGAUAGUGAAGGUUCUUCACAUAAGUCAAAAACUGGAAUGAUUGUCGGGAUUGUUGGUGGGUUUAUUGCUGUUCUUCUUCUUGUUAGCUUGCCACUAUUUUUCUGGAGGGACCGGCAUAAAUACUACAGGCAUGAUGUCUUUGUAGAUGUCCCAGGGGAAGUUGACCAUCGGUUUGAAUUUGGUCAGUUAAAGAGAUUUGUGUGGACGGAGUUACAACUUGCUACCGACAAUUUCAAUGAGAAGAAUGUCCUAGGUCAGGGCGGUUUUGGUAAGGUAUACAAAGGGGUGCUUCCAGAUAAUACUACAAUCGCUGUGAAACGAUUAACAGAUUACCAGAGUCCCGGUGGAGAUACUGCGUUUCAGCGUGAAGUUGAGAUGAUAAGCGUGGCCUUCCAUAGGAAUAUCUUACGUCUCAUUGGCUUUUGCACCACACCAACGGAGCGCCUUCUGGUAUACCCAUUUAUGCGGAAUCUAAGUGUGGCUUACUGUCUACGAGAAUUUAAAUCUUGGGAGUCCGUCCUAGAUUGGCCGACCAGAAAGAACGUGGCAUUGGGCACUGCACGUGGACUUGAAUAUCUACAUGUACAUUGUAACCCAAAAAUUAUUCACCGUGAUGUUAAGGCUGCUAAUGUGUUACUGGAUGAAGAUUUUGAAGCCAUUGUUGGUGAUUUUGGCUUGGCAAAGUUAGUAGAUGUUAGACACACCAACGUGAAGACUCAAGUACGUGGUACGAUGGGUCACAUAGCUCCUGAAUACUUAUCUACUGGAAAAUCGUCGGAGAAGACUGAUGUUUUUGGCUAUGGAAUCAUGCUACUAGAACUUGUAACUGGUCAACGUGCAAUCGAUUUCUCUCGCCCUGAAGAAGAAGAUGAUGUCUUAUUGCUUGAUUAUGUCAAGAAGCUCCAGAGAGAGAAAAAGCUCGGUGCUAUUAUAGACCGUAACUUGAAUGAGAACUACGACAUCCAAGAAGUGGAGAUGAUGAUUCAGGUGGCAUUACUAUGCACCCAAGCAUCACCCGAAGACCGUCCAACAAUGUCAAUGGUAGUCCGGAUGCUGGAAGGAGAGGGGCUUGCCGAAAGGUGGGAAGAGUGGCAAAAUGUUGAAGUAACCCGUAGGCAAGAGUUCGAGAGACUGCAGAAACCGUUUGAGUGGGUAGAACAUUCGCUCUAUAAUCAAGAAGCUAUUGAGUUAUCUGGCGGAAGAUGACAUUGUAAAUUUUGACCUGAUUUACAGAGCUUAGCUCCGAUCAAUAUCUCUAUCGGUUUCUCUAGUGGAAGAUGACAGUGUAGGCAACAGCAUAUAUACUAGUAUACAAUACACGUGUUUUGACCUGAUUUACUAUGCACCCAAGCAUUACCCGAAGGUUGUCCAGGAAUGUGAAGAAAGAUUAUGUGAUUUGUAGAGAUUCUUUUGAAUUGUCUGAAUAAGCUAUUGAUGAGUUAUCUGGUAGAAGAUGACAUUCUGGGCAACUACAAACUAGUGUAGAAUUCAUGUAAUAUUGAUGUUGUUGUGAUUACAUAUUUGGUACGAGGGACAUGAUCUUUGUGUUAUACUAUGCACAGUUACAA
This is a messenger RNA of Ipomoea nil (Japanese morning glory), 2361 nucleotides long. RefSeq names its product probable LRR receptor-like serine/threonine-protein kinase At5g10290. The coding region runs from base 185 to 1999 and encodes 604 amino acids. The record is from RefSeq and is a predicted model, not a curated record. Gene Ontology annotation, molecular function: protein binding; protein kinase activity; ATP binding. NCBI's taxonomy places the organism in Eukaryota, Viridiplantae, Streptophyta, Magnoliopsida, Solanales, Convolvulaceae. Gene Ontology annotation, biological process: protein phosphorylation. The transcript is spliced from 13 exons.